Panicum virgatum (switchgrass) is the source of this 1391-nucleotide messenger RNA. RefSeq names its product deoxymugineic acid synthase 1-A-like. Lineage: Eukaryota; Viridiplantae; Streptophyta; Magnoliopsida; Poales; Poaceae. Gene Ontology annotation, cellular component: cytosol. The transcript has 3 exons. Gene Ontology annotation, molecular function: aldose reductase (NADPH) activity. The coding region runs from base 88 to 1152 and encodes 354 amino acids. The record is from RefSeq and is a predicted model, not a curated record.
AGUGCGUUCAAAGCAAGACGAGCCACCCAAAUUCGUAUCAGCGCGCACGGAACGGAGCUCCAUCACCAAUUCACCACCAUACCCGCCAUGGCGGCCGGUGAUUCCAGCAGACGAGGGACGGCAACCGCGGCCGUCACGGUGCCAGCGGUGGCGCUGAGCUCCGGGAAGCCGAUGCCGCGGGUGGGCUUCGGCACGGCGACGGCGACGCUCGGCCAGGCCGAGGGCCACGCCGUCGUGACGGAGGCCGUCCUCCGCGCCAUCGACGCCGGAUACCGCCACUUCGACACCGCCGCGGUGUACAACACGGAGGCCGCGCUCGGGGACGCCAUCGCCGAGGCCAUCCGCGCGGGGACCAUCGCCUCCCGCGACGAGGUCUACGUCACCUCCAAGCUCUGGAUCGCCGACGCGCACCCCGGCCGCGUCCUUCCGGCGCUCCAGAAGACACUAGAGAAUCUGCGGAUGGAGUACGUGGACCUGUACCUGAUUCACCACCCGGUGAGCCUGCGCCCGCCGGAGGGUGAUGAAGCAGCCUCGGCGGCGUUGGUGGUGAAGAAGAACCUGGUGGCGAUGGACAUGAAGGGGGUGUGGGAGGAGAUGGAGGAGUGCCACCGGCGAGGGCUGGCCAGGGCCAUCGGCGUCAGCAACUUCGCCUGCAAGAAGCUCGAGCACCUGCUCUCCUUCGCGAGGAUCCCUCCGGCAGCUAACCAGGUGGAGGUCCACCCGUACUGCCGCCAGAACAAGCUGAGGGAGUUGUGCAGGGAGAAGGGGAUCCAGCUCUGCGCCUUCUCCCCCCUGGGCGCCAACGGCACGCCAUGGGCCAACACUUCCGUCAUGGACAGCCCUGUCCUCAAGCAGAUCGCCCAGGACAGGGGCAAAACCGUCGCCCAGGUGUGCAUUAGGUGGGUGUACGAGCAGGGAGACUGCGUGAUCACCAAGAGCUUCAACGAGAGUAGGAUGCGAGAGAACCUCGACAUCUUCGGCUGGGAGCUCACCGACGCCGACCACCGGAAGAUCAGUGAACUCCCGGAAUCCAGGGGAAACUACAAUUUCUUGGUGCAUGAAUCCGGGCCGUACAAAACAGUGGAGGAGUUGUGGGACGGCGAGAUCACUGCCGGCCACUGCAUCCCAACGGCGCUUGUUUCGUCUGAUUGAUUAACUAGUACAGAUGCACCCGCCACAGGCACGUGUUUAAAAAACAAAAUUAUUCAAAAAUAAUUGGAUUAUAUCAAAUGAAUUACUAAAAUUAUCAUAAAUAAAUUUGGUUGCGAAAGAGCAUGUGGUCUAGUGGUUACAAAAGCCUCGGUAGUACUUGAGGUUCUGGUUUCGACUCCCCAUGAAAAUAAAUAUUAAUAUUUUGUGAUUUAAUGGCAUUAUACAUUCAGUGGCGCAAA